Messenger RNA from Talpa occidentalis (Iberian mole), 4092 nucleotides. RefSeq names its product solute carrier family 9 member C1 (gene SLC9C1). Gene Ontology annotation, biological process: proton transmembrane transport. Bases 228 to 3794 code for a protein of 1188 amino acids. The record is from RefSeq and is a predicted model, not a curated record. The transcript has 28 exons. Gene Ontology annotation, cellular component: membrane. Gene Ontology annotation, molecular function: sodium:proton antiporter activity; monoatomic ion channel activity. NCBI's taxonomy places the organism in Eukaryota, Metazoa, Chordata, Mammalia, Eulipotyphla, Talpidae.
GUAAGUAACUGCCAGCUUGGUUGCAGUUGGCUGUGAAGGCUGUGCGGUGAGAACAAUAGCUAGCCUCCUCUCUCCUUUACAUGGCAAACGUACUCCUCCAGAGGCUCUGGAUGUUUUAGAAAGCACUGGAGGACCACCACAAAGGCAAAUCUUACAUUCUUUUGAUCCCGUGUGAGUUUUGCUAAGUCAUAAGAGUUGGAUUCAGCUGGAUUGUGAUAAACCACAAGAUGGCCUUGCAACACAAAUUAAACUUUCUUAGAAAAGGACUGAGUGGUUCAUGGGUGAAGUUUUUCAGGGUUUUGUUCAUGAAAACUGCUGACGACCUCCCUGAAAUCAUUCUAAUAUUGUCUUUGAUCUGUGCAGUUGGAGCAUUUUUGAACCUACACUUGAAAGACUUUCCAAUUCCUCUCCCUGUGAUAUUAUUUUUAAUUGGAUGCAGUUUUGAAAUGCUAAGUUUUACAUCUGAUCAGGUACAAAGGUAUGCAGAUGCCAUACAAUCAAUGAGCCCAGACUUAUUUUUUGGUAUAUUUACACCAGUAAUUAUCUUUACUGUUGCAUUUGAGAUGGAUAUAUACAUGCUUCAGAAAUUAUUCUGGCAGUUACUGUUAAUUUCAAUUCCUGGCUUUUUGGUGAAUUAUCUAUUAAUUCUUUGGUAUCUGUCAUCUGUGGAUAAAUUACUUUUGCAACCCACCCCACGGUUGUUAUUUUCAACUAUCCUCAUGAGUUCAGAUCCCAUGCUGACUGCAACUGCUAUAAGAGACCUUGGUCUUUCUAGAAGUCUCGUUGAUUUAAUUAGUGGAGAAAGUCUGAUAACUUCUGUACUUUCUUUCGUUUUGUAUACCAGUAUUGUGGAAAUUAACACCACCCUAAAAUCUCAUGUGAACAGCUCCAUAGCCUAUAAAGUCGUGGAGAGCACUUGGUCAAAUUUUAUAGCAAGUGCAUUAUUUGGAAUGAUAGGUUCAAAUCUGAUUCAACGGUGGAUGGCUACUGCUUUUGUUGAUGAUGUCCAUCAUAUAAAUUUCAGCUCUUCAACUAUGUACCUUAUCUUUUAUAUUAGUGAACUAGUUGGAAUGUCUGGAAUAUUCACCCUGGCAAUCAUGGGACUCUUUUUAAAUUCUGCAAGUCUUAAACCAGGAGUUGAAACAUUUCUUCUUGAAUUCUGGAAUUGUCUCUCAUUUGUUGCUUUUCUUAUGGUUUUCACUUUCAUUGGACUUCUAAUUCCUGCACGUACCUACCUAUAUAUAUCAUUUUCUGAUAUAUAUUAUUCAUUAAACAUCUAUUUCACACUUACUGUUUUAAGACUUGUGGUUUUCUUAUUCAUGAGUCCUCUUUUGUCUCGACUUGGUCAUGGCUUCAGCUGGCGCUGGGCAUUCAUUGUGGUCUGGAGUGAAAUGAAAGGGACACCUAAUAUAAAUAUGGCCCUUCUGUUUGCCUACUCUGACACUGCUCUUGGAUCUGAGAGAGAAAAAUCUCAAGUAUUAUUUCAUGGAGUGUCAGUAUGCUUAAUUAACCUGAUUAUCAGCAGAUUUAUUUUGCCAAUGGCAGUUGAUAAACUAGGGCUUCAUGAUGACAUAUCAACAAAAUAUAAAUCAUUUCAUCAUACAUUUCAACAUUUUCAAGAGCUAACCAAAUCUACAGUCUCUGCACUCAAAUUUGAUAAAGAUCUUGCUAAUGCGGAUUGGAACACUGUUGAGCAAGCAAUUAAACUACAAAACCCAUAUGCAUUGAGCCAAGAGGCAAUAACAGAACAUCCAAAGGUGAAGUGUCCUGAUUGUAACAAGGAAAUCGAUCAUACCCUUAACGUUGAAGCCACACAGCUGGCGAGCAGGCGUCUCUUGUCAGCACAAGUAGCAAGUUACCACAGACAAUACAAGAAUGAGACUCUGUCUCAGAAAGCUGUUCAGAUGCUGAUAGGUGCAGCAAGAAGCUGUAGUGAAAGGACAGGAAAAUGUUUGUGUCCUGACACAAUAAAGAGUUAUUCUGAGGGCAACAAAUUUCUUAACUUUACUAGAAAAUUAAUACUCAAUUGGGUAUAUAAUACUAAAAAAGAAAAAGGGGUCCCAUCAAGAUACUACUUUCUUCGUAUAAGCCAUAAAAUAGUAUUUACUGAUGAAUUUGAGUAUGCCGGAUACCUUGUGAUAUUAAUGAAUCUAUUUCCUAUUACAAUUAUGUGGCUAUCCAUGUUAAAUAAAAUGUAUGAAUAUGAAUUGAAAUAUUCUAACUACAUUUUUCUUUCAUAUUAUAUUUUGGAGAUCCUAAUUAAGAUUGCAGCAAUGAGGAAGGAAUAUUUUUUACAUGCUUGGAACCUAUUUGAAUUAGUAAUUACAUUAAUUGGCAUUAUAGAUGUAAUACUUUCAGAGGCAACUUUCUUUCAUUAUGCUUUUGACUAUUAUCAAGCAGCACUCUUUAUGAAAAUUGUUCAAAUAUUUCGUGUAUUGCGCAUUUUGAAGCUUGUAACACCAAAGAUCCUGAAAUUAAUAGAUAAAAAGAUGAGUCAUCAGUUGUCCCUUAAGUAUGCUAUACUAAAAGGAUAUGUCCAAGGUGAAUCAGACAUAAUGACAAUAAUUGAUAAGAUUGAAAGCUCUAAACAGGUUAAAAAGAUGUUAUUAGGGAGAGUAAAAAAGAAUACAGGACAUGCUAUGAAAGAACUAGGCUACUUGGAGUAUGAUCACCCAGAAAUUGCUAUCACUAUGAAAACAAAGGAGCAGAUUCAUUUCAUGCUCAAUUUAGCUAGACAAAUUGUUAAGGUUUUCAGGCUAAAAGGAAUUCUUCAUAAAGUCGAAGGGGCUGAAAUCGAUAAGUUGAUAAUGAUCAAAAAGAGAGAUAUACUUAAUUUUCAGUCUACUAUCGAACCUCUUUCUGCUGAUGAAGUCUUAUACCAUGUUCCAUGGCUGGAUAAAGACAAACAUCUUAUACACUUCAUUCUGAAAGAAGCCAGAGUUAUAACAUUUGAUUGUGGAAAUGAUAUAUUUAAAGAAGGUGAUGAGCCCCAAGGAAUUUAUGUAAUUGUUUCAGGAAUGGUAAAGCUUGAAAGAUCAAAACCACGUGUGGGAAUUGAAAAAGUACUCUGGGAGUCAGAGGAAAAAGAUGAUCAGCUAACUUACAUAGAUUACCUGAUCAGUGGGGAAAUAAUAGGAGAGUUAAACUGCUUAACUAAAGAAACCAUGAAAUAUUCUGCCAUCUGCAAAACUGUAGUGGAGACAUAUUUCAUUCCCAAAAAUCAUUUGUAUAAAGCUUUUGAUCAAUAUUAUCCUCACAUGGAAUACAAAAUGUGGCUAAAACUUGGACUUUCUAUUACUGCCAGAAAAAUCAAGGAGAACUUGUCUUAUGAGGAUUGGAGCUACAAGCUGCAACUAAAGCUUUGUAAUGUUUUUGUGAAAGAUAUACCAAAGAAUACCAAAACUGACAUCUAUGGUGAAACUGUAGUUUAUGUCAUCCUCAUCCAUGGAGCUGUAGAAGACUGUCAGUUACGAAAAGCUUAUAAGGCCCCUUCCUUAAUUCCUACAACAUGUUGUCAGGUACAAGGCACUGAAGAUUUCACAAAGGUAAUGAUUGUCGAAACACAAGUUGAUCUAAAAAAACUCAAUAGGAGGAGGAGCAACAGAAAGUUUUUGUCUGCACACAAAUCUACCUCAGCAUUUGAAGAACAAAUAUUGGAAGAAGAUCUUAAAAAUGAAGCAAAAUGUUGUGGAAUGGUAGACGAGACUGUUUGGAAGACAGAAGCACUUGUGGCAGGCAUGGCUGAUGUGACAAGCCUCCAGUUCCCAUAUCAAAAGGAACAACUUGAAGAUUGAUCCCACGUGGAUGUCCUUGAUGCCACACAGAAAGGAUCGUGCAGAUAUUCUGUUUAAAAUACAGUUUUUACAAAUUUUCUUUGAUUUAAAAUAUCUACUAUUUUAAAUAUCGAAAGUAUCUUAGAAAAUCCUAGAGUAAGUUUAGUUUUAGAGCCAGAAAAUUAGUUUAUGCCACCUAGAUAGUUUUUUAAUAUUACUUUUAAGGUCAAAAUUGUUUGAUUCAUUUAAUGGAAAACAAAAUACUAUUAAAGUAUAGUUUAAAUGUUGCUCUUGACCCACUAAUCGUUAUCAUUCAUUG